This is a messenger RNA of Dovyalis caffra, 2436 nucleotides long. Lineage: Eukaryota; Viridiplantae; Streptophyta; Magnoliopsida; Malpighiales; Salicaceae. The record is from the annotation of a GenBank genome assembly.
AUGAUAUUUUCGAAGCUGGGCCGUUCAUUAUCUCGAUCCUCUCGCUCUAUUAAUAUACUGCGUGCUGGCAAUGGCGUUGGUGCGGUGAGAUCGUCGUCGAUUAUUAACAAAAUAGAAGACGGGUUCGUCGAUGGAAGAGGAGGAUUAGGGUUAUUAAGAGGUUAUUUAACUUCAAUUGGAAGGGGAGGAACUCAUAAGUCUUCUUAUUUAUCCGAUUUAAAUUUCAUUCUUGCUAACCCUAGAAUCCGACGCUUUUUCUCCAAUGAAGCUCCUAAGAAAAAGAAUUAUGAGAACUUCUAUCCCAAGGAAAAGAAGGAAGUUCCAGAAGGGGAUGGCCAGAAAUCUGAGUCCAAAGAGAAUUCGAAUACGGGCAAUGAGGAGUGGGACUUUAAUAAGAAAACAUUCAUGAAGGCAUUCCUUUUACUUGCCCCUUUGUUUGUGGUUCAAAUGCUGCUCCAUCCCUUUUCUUUUAAUGAUGGUGACCAGCGACAGAUUAGUUUCCAAGAGUUCAAAAACAAACUUUUGGAGCCAGGGCUAGUGGAUCACAUAGUUGUUUCUAACAAAUCAGUUGCAAAAGUGUAUGUGAAGAGCUCACCACAGCAUCAAAGAAGUGAUGAUAUGGUUCAAGGUCCAGUUAAUGGUGUCCCUGCUAGAGGACACGGGGGCCAAUAUAAGUAUUACUUCACUAUAGGAAGUGUUGACUCGUUUGAGGAGAAGUUGGAGGAAGCCCAAGAAGCAUUAGGGAUAGACCCUCAUGACCAUGUUCCAGUUACAUAUGCCUCGGAAGUGGUUUGGUACCAAGAACUGAUGAAGUUUGUACCUUCACUACUCAUUUUGGGAACCCUUAUUUACAUGGGACGGAGACUGCAGGGUGGAUUAGGUGUUAAUGGUGGUGGAAAGGGUGGCCGUGGAAUAUUCAGCAUAGGGAAGGCCCAUGUAACCAAAGUGGAUAAAAAUUCUAAGAAUAAGACCUAUUUCAAAGAUGUUGCUGGCUGUGACGAGGCAAAGCAAGAAAUCAUGGAGUUUGUGCACUUUCUCAAGAGCCCUAAGAAGUAUGAGGAGCUAGGAGCGAAGAUUCCAAAAGGUGCUCUUUUGGUUGGUCCUCCAGGAACUGGAAAGACCCUUCUAGCAAAGGCAACUGCUGGGGAAUCUGGUGUACCUUUUCUAUCUAUAUCUGGUUCAGAUUUCAUGGAGAUGUUUGUUGGUGUUGGACCGUCCAGGGUGAGAAACUUGUUUCAAGAAGCGAGGCAGUGUGCUCCUAGUAUUGUGUUCAUUGAUGAGAUUGAUGCGAUUGGAAGAGCAAGAGGGCGUGGAGGGUUCUCUGGUUCUAAUGAUGAGCGGGAAAGUACCCUUAAUCAGUUACUUGUAGAAAUGGAUGGCUUUGGAACUACUUCCGGAGUUGUUGUACUUGCUGGUACAAAUCGCCCUGAUAUUUUAGAUAAAGCUCUGUUGAGACCUGGCCGAUUUGACCGCCAAAUUUCCAUUGACAAACCUGAUAUCAAAGGCCGUGACCAGAUAUUUCAGAUAUAUUUGAAAAAGAUUAAACUUGAUCAUGAGCCAUCAUAUUACUCCCAAAGGCUUGCGGCCCUUACUCCUGGAUUUGCUGGAGCAGACAUUGCAAAUGUUUGUAAUGAAGCUGCUCUAAUUGCUGCAAGGAACGAAGGAUCACUGGUUACAAUGGAGCACUUUGAGGCAGCUGUAGAUCGAGUCAUUGGUGGUUUGGAGAAGAAGAACAAGGUAAUAAGCAAGCUUGAACGCAGAACUGUUGCUUAUCACGAAUCAGGUCAUGCUGUUGCUGGCUGGUUUUUGGAGCAUGCAGAGCCACUUUUGAAAGUGACAAUUGUUCCACGAGGUACAGCUGCUCUGGGGUUUGCCCAGUAUGUUCCAAAUGAAAGCCUACUCUUGACCAAGGAGCAACUCUUUGAUAUGACCUGCAUGACACUUGGUGGCCGAGCAGCUGAACAGGUUUUGUUGGGCAAAAUUUCAACAGGAGCCCAAAAUGACUUGGAGAAGGUGACGAAGAUGACAUAUGCUCAAGUUGCAGUGUAUGGUUUUAGUGACAAGGUGGGUCUCCUCUCUUUCCCUCAAAAGGAGGACUCAUUUGAGAUGGCCAAGCCCUACAGCAAUGAGACGGGAGCAAUUAUUGACGGUGAAGUGCGCGAGUGGGUGGGCAAGGCGUAUAAACAUACUAUCCAACUUAUAGAAGAACACAAAGAACAAGUGGCACAAAUUGCAGAGUUGUUGCUCGAUAAGGAGGUUCUCCACCAAGAAGACUUGAUUCGAGUUUUGGGUGAGCGGCCAUUCAAAGCAAGUGAGGUCUCAAACUAUGACAUAUUUAAGCAAGGGUUUGAAGAGGAAGAGAAGAAAGUGGAAACCCCAGCUAGUAGUGAUGGGGAUGAAGAUCAAUCUUCACCCAUAGAGGUUGUACCGGCUUAA